Messenger RNA from Rubroshorea leprosula, 826 nucleotides. NCBI's taxonomy places the organism in Eukaryota, Viridiplantae, Streptophyta, Magnoliopsida, Malvales, Dipterocarpaceae. The record is from the annotation of a GenBank genome assembly.
AAACACUCAAAUACCUUCAAAUCCUUGCCUACCCAACACAAAACCUCAAGCUUUUCACUUCAAUUUGUGUGGGAUCUGCUAUAUUUUUGGUGUGGCUGUUGGGAUUUCUCUCUCAUGGCUUCAAGAAGGGCUGGAAGUAAAAGGAAACAAGUGGGUAGUUCUAGCAUCGGUGGUCAAGCUCAAGAAGAAGAAGAUAUAUCUGAAGGAGGAGAUGAUGAGUUUCUAGAUGUGAAUCAUGCCUUAGUUAGAGCCACAAUUGCCCCUAAUUGCACUGAAAAUCAAAUUAAAGUGGGGUCUCUUACACCAAAGAAUAGAGCAUUGCAGUGGAUUAUAUCUCGCAUUAUUGCUCAGAGGAAGGGUUCUAAAUCUUAUGUUCUUGCCAGUGAUCUUCCCUAGUUCGACUAUCUUCUUAACAGAAAAAGGCCAUGAGUUCCUCUCUUCAGCUCUAAAUUGGUUUGGGUUCACUCUAAUUGCUUUCGUUUCUGUCAAUUUCGUGCUAGUUCUCUACGAAUUUCCGCCCCUGCCAUACCUGCCAGAUCUGGUUUUUGCUUGCUAGAAAUUCCGGUAGUGAUGCCCGACACAUAGGGAACCGGGGGAGUGACGAGCUAGACGGUUAGACAUUAUUUUGGGACUUAGAUCUUUUGGAGUUAGGCCGCGAGUCUCUCAUGGAUGACCAUUUUUGUGUACAGAGUUUUCUUGGUCAUAGCCAUGAUCGUUAUAAACUUUUGUAUAUCUGGAAUAGUAAAUUUUUGGUAAUGGAAAGUUAGAUAUUACUUGAGUUUUAGAUUUGAAUUAUUCAAUUUGGAAAUUAACUUAGUAAGUUCCA